Messenger RNA from Clarias gariepinus (North African catfish), 4977 nucleotides. RefSeq names its product dystroglycan 1 (gene dag1). The coding region runs from base 719 to 3322 and encodes 867 amino acids. Gene Ontology annotation, biological process: nerve development; muscle attachment; axon guidance. Lineage: Eukaryota; Metazoa; Chordata; Actinopteri; Siluriformes; Clariidae. The transcript has 3 exons. Gene Ontology annotation, cellular component: dystrophin-associated glycoprotein complex; basement membrane; sarcolemma. The record is from RefSeq and is a predicted model, not a curated record. Gene Ontology annotation, molecular function: calcium ion binding; laminin binding.
UGGCUGCUUUUACUUGCCAUUACACAGCUCGUCUGCGGAGGAGCUGGGGAAAAGCUGAGGAAUACUGAUUCUCUCUGGUGCUUGGGUCCGAAGAAGACGCAGUGCUUGGACAGAGGGCUCUCAGAGACCCCUCUGUCAUGUGAUUUUCCUUUCCCAAGAGUUUUUAGUAUAGGUUUUUUUAUUUUAUUUUUUCCAACCCAGUGGUAUUUCUGCACAGACAAAGUGAAAAGCCUGUGAUUUUUUUAAUGGUGGAUUUUGCUUUGAGAUACAGUAUGUGAAGGAAGGAGUGAGGAGAAAAGAAAAGGACGUGCAGGGAGUUUGUGUUGCUGAAAGCUGGGACAAGAAUAACCUGAAUAACCAUCACGACAUUACUGGGACAUUUGUGGUGUGUGUGUGUGGUGUGUGCUAUUUUGCUUUCGCAGCGAAGAUAUACACCGAAGGGAUUUGGCUCAAGCUUUGGAAACGGUCUCAGAGGCAACCUUUAACAAUGGGAUUUGAGGAGUACUGAAGAGAUUCUGACAAAAGACACGGGAAGAGGGGAAAGCAGCGAGAACAAAAGAAGAGGCUUGCCAGGGAGCUGGGGAGGCUUCUUAAAAAAAAAAAAGAAGAAAAAAAAAAAGAAAAGGAUCAGUUCUUUGGGGCUCUGCAGGGGGGUGUGCAUGCUGCCCCCUCAACUGGACAUUCUUCUUUGUGCCAGAGCGAGACAACAAAAGCAAGUAUGCGCAAUAAACUGACCAAGUUCCGGGACGCAGGCUGUCGCUGCAAGCUGAUGCUGGGGAGCAGGACUAUAACGCUGCUCCUGCUGACACUUAUGCUGCUGACAGAAGCUCGGGCUUCAUCACCCCAGGGGACACUGGAGGUCCUGGGGGACAUGGCACAACUGGAAGCCUCCAUGCACUCGUCAGUGCUCUCUGACCUCCAGGAGGCGCAAGCCGUAGUGUCUGCUGCGGCGCAACCAAGCGGCUUCCCAGAUUCCUCUGCAGUAGUGGGAAGGAUGUUCCAGAUGCAUAUUCUCACAAAAGCCAAGGAUUCUGGGAGCGCAGUUAAGAUUACAGAGACAGGCAAAGAUAAACUGCCAUCAUGGUUGCACUGGGAUCCAUUGAGCAGCACCCUUCGAGGCCUUCCUUUGGAGAUAGACAAGGGUGUCCACUACAUAUCUGUCUCUAAUUCCACUGAAAGCAACAUGUCCCAGAAUCCUGAAGUAUUUUCCAUUGAGGUCCACCCGGAGGAACAUGCUGACACAGAUCCUGUGCAGUUGGCAGUCCAGUUAACAGACAAUGAUUCUCAACAUUUUGUCUGUAGCAAUGAAGAGCCAGUUACUGUGCUAACGGUAAUUCUGGAUGCAGAUCUCACUAAGAUGAGCUCCAAACAGAGAGUAGAGCUUUUGUCCAGCAUGAAGAAAUUCUCAGGAGUAGGGCUUCAGCAUAUGAAGGUGCUGCCUGUUGUCAACAAUCGCUUGUUUGAUAUGUCUGCUUUUAUGGCUGGGCCAGGAAAUGCCAAAAAGGUUGUAGAAAAUGGUGCUUUAUUGUCUUGGAAACUUGGCUGUGCCCUGGAUCAAAGCAACAUUCCCAACAUUAGCAGUGUUCAAGUUCCAGCAAAGGAAGGGACAAUGUCAGCCCAUUUGGGAUAUCCGGUGGUGGGAUGGUACAUUGCUAACAAAAAGCCACAUGUACCUAAACGAGUACGGCGGCAGAUUAAUACCCCUACCCCUGUGCCCUCCUUGCUUCCUCCAACAACAUACCCUGAGCCAUCAAGCCGCAUUGUGCCCACACCAACGUCCCGAGUCAUUGGACCAACAUCAGACAGUUCCUCGCAACCUGUGCGGGGCCCUGUACCUCUGCCUGUGAAACCGACUAUUCGCACAAGAGAUCCAAUUGCUCAUACUCCCACAAUAGGACCCCCUCAGCCCACAAAAAUUAUGGACACUACCAGCACUAUUACAAUACAGCCCACCAUGACAAGGCCAGUGUAUGUUGGGCCUUCUGUAACACCCCCGACACCAACCACCAAGAAACCAACAAAAAGGCCCAAGAAACCCAAGACCACCCCAGUCCCGAAGGAACCUAAGACAACCACUACCAAGCCACCCAGGCGUACUACACCCUCAGUUGUUUUACCUGAUGGCAAUACGAAACCAGAGCUACGCAACCCAAUUGACCAAGUCAAGUCAUUCAUCGGCACAUACUUUGAGGUGAAAAUCCCAUCUGACACGUUCUUUGAUCGAGAAGAUGGUACAACGGACAAGUUAAGACUUACUUUGAGAAAGGAUAACGACAUUGUAGGAGAAGACUCCUGGAUUCAGUUCAAUAGCACCAGCCAGUUGCUUUAUGGAUUACCAGACUGGCAGCACGAGGGCAAGCAUGAAUACUUUAUGCAGGCAACUGACAAAGGUGGCCUUUACACGACCGAUGCCUUUGAGGUUCGUGUAAGCCGCUUUGGAAACAACGUUAAGCAUCCAGUCCUGUUUGCUGCUCGAUUCCAUGGGGACCCUCGUUCUGUUACAAACGAUAUCCAUAAGAAAAUCCUUCUGGUUAAGAAAUUGGCAUAUUCCUUCGGUGAUCGCAAUUCGAGUUCAAUCACCCUGAAAAACAUUACUAAGGGAUCCAUUGUAAUUGAGUGGACCAACAGUAGCCUUCAACAACAUCCAUGUCCCAAGGAGCAAAUUCAGGCCAUGAGUCGAAGGAUCUCUGAUGCUGAAGGUAAACCUUCGCCAUUCUUCAACAACGCCAUGGAACCCGAGUUCAAACCCAUAAAUAUCACAGUCAAAGGAACCGCCAGCUGCCGCAACUACAUGUUUGUACCACCAGCUGAGAUCCCGGACCCCAUUCCUCCUGCUGUUACACCAGCUGUGGGAGCAGGACGACAGAGCAACGAUGAUGUGUAUCUUCACACAGUCAUACCAGCUGUAGUGGUUGCAGCAAUCCUCUUGAUUGCAGGAAUCAUUGCUAUGAUUUGCUACCGCAAGAAACGCAAGGGCAAGCUUACCAUCGAAGACCAGGCAACCUUCAUUAAAAAAGGAGUCCCAAUCAUUUUUGCUGAUGAACUUGACGACUCUAAGCCGCCUCCGUCGUCUAGCAUGCCCCUUAUCCUUCAAGAGGAAAAACCUCCUCUGCCACCCCCCGAGUAUCCCAACAUGGCUAGUCCAGAGACAACACCGCUGAACCAAGACAUUUUGGGAGAGUAUUCAGGCCUACAAGAUGAGGACCCUAACGCACCUCCUUACCAACCUCCACCCCCGUUUUCCGUUCCGAUGGAGGGUAAAGGGUCCCGUCCCAAGAACAUGACCCCCUACAGAUCACCACCCCCAUACGUUCCACCCUAAUGUUUAUAGAUCCCUCCAGUGUGGAGGACAGGGAACCUGUGUAGUUCCAACACCAGUGUUGUCUCUUUGCAUUUUUUGGAAAAACGGAGGGGCAUUACAAUUCAAGACAUUGAAUUGGUAGGGUUGGGUGGAUUUUGGUAAAACUGGACUUUUUGUUUGUUUGUUUUUUUGUUUUGGAGUGGUGAUGGCAGGGGUGUAAUUAUAUAAUCCUCAAAGACAGCAACAACAACCUCAGCCUCUGGCUGUCUGGCUGCAGAUGAGUUGUAAGAUGCACCCUCGAUCCUAGCGCUUUUGUGUCUAGAUGGGCUGUUUUGAUUUAUUUUGUUUUUUGUUCAUCAUUUAUAUUUCUUUUUGACCUAUUUCAAAAUCAAACUACUUGCCUAACAGCACUCUUUUUAUCUUCUGAACUCUUUGAAUAAUACAGUACAUAAAGACAAUAAGUAAAGUGACUGCAGGUGCAAAUGUUUCAUAGUGACAUUCUACAAAUAAGAAAGAAAAAAACAUGAUUCUAGAGGUACAGUUGUGCAAACAAUUAUGGGCUUGUUUAAUUCAAUAAGGUUUGCCUUUUAACAUUAAUUGUAAUGUUUUUACCCUUAUUCACAUGUCUAGUCAAGAUGAGCAUAAGAGGUAGCCAAAAACCUUGAGAGGGAUAGAACUUUUUUGUUUGAUUGUUUGUUUGUUUGUUUGUUUAAUCCACUGUAUAUUUGAGGGUUGAUAGAGUUCUUUUUCUUUCUCUUGUUUUUCUUUUUAUUCGGUGGACGUCAAAGAAAAACCGAACAACUUUUUGUAUCCCUACGUAAUGGAAAUGAGUUAAGAGGCUAUGGAUAUGUUCUUGAGAUAGUUUCAAGGAAGUGUUUCAGUAUCUAUAGAGAUUCAUGCCAGACCUAGACAUGGAGGUAUUAUUAUGUCAUACUGAUUUUGAUCUUUUUUAUGCUCAAAACUCUGACAUUAUUCAGUUUUUAUGUCCGUCAUGGUUUAUAGUAAGGAUAUACGGCAUGAUGUAGCUGCUGCCCUUUCAAGGACACAUAAAUGGCCAAAAUCAUAAUGCCUACAUCUCACAGAAGGCAUCCGCUACUUGUUUCCCCCUUCAAAGGUUUAAAAGUCACCGUCAUGAUUUUGAUUAAAUGAUUUGAAAGACUCACAGCAUAGUAUAUGUUUUCAAAUGAUUUGAUCAUGUUUUAUGGUUUUUGGUCUUUUUUUUUUUUCUUUCUUUUUUUUUACUUUUCAAUAAUGAUUAUCGAGUGUAUGCCUUGAUUCAAAAUAACUGAAAAUAAAGACUGAAUAUUUUAAUAAAGAAUCAUUCUCUAAACAAUGGCAUCAUUUAUUAAAUGUAACUAUGAUACUGUAUUUGCAGCUGAAUGUCAGGGUUUUAUUUUGUAUAUUAUUUUUUAUAUAUUUUUAAUAUAUAUUAUAUAUUUUGCCUUGGCAGUAAUGCAGCAGUCGUCUUUUGUAAAUAAUCCUUUGCCUUCGGAUAGAACUGUUUUCAUAGUCCAGAGGUGUGUACAUCAGAUAUGGCAGAUGCAAUGGGGAAAAAAUGCUUGUUCAAAUUUUUUGUAGAAAAGGGGUAAGUAUAUAAUCAAAUUACCAAAUAAACAUUUCUGUAGUGAUUUUGUUCACAAAACAGUACUUUUUUUUUAAUCAUCUUUAAAAUGAUC